GUGCAUAAACUGUCAGUGCAGCGUCUCUGGCGCCCUCUACUGUUGUCCGUCUGAAGCACAUUUGCACACCAUCAUGGCGGCACAGGCUCGCGCUGUGGUCUCAGCCCAGUGGCUUUCGGACGCAAUCCGGAACGGCCUCGUAGGCUCCAAGAUUCGGGUUCUAGAUUCGUCAUGGUACCUGCCGAUAACCAAACGGGACCCGAAAGCGGAGUUCGCGGAGAAGCACAUCCCGGGCUCUUCUUACUUCGACAUAGACGAGUGCAGUGACCAAAGUUCACCGUACGACCACAUGUUGCCCACUAGCAGCCACUUUUCACGCUACGUGGGCGAGCUGGGCAUCGGCAACGACACGCAUGUAGUGGUGUACGAUACGAACGGCUUCGGCUCGUACAGCGCCCCCCGCGUCUGGUGGAUGUUCCGACUGUUCGGUCACAACUCGGUGUCGGUGCUGGACGGGGGCAUGAAGAACUGGUUGGCCGAAGGGCGCCCGGUGACGUCAGAGCAAGUGAAGCCGGAGCGCAAAGACUUCAAGGUGACCACGAACAACACGGCGUGGGUGAAGACUUAUGAGGACGUGCUGGAGAACAUCAGCAACAAGACGAUCCAGGUGGUAGACGCAAGAUCUGCUGGCAGGUACAGGGGGGUCGAACCGGAGCCGAGAGAGGGUACCCUACCGGGCCACUUCCCCGGUGCGAUCAACAUGCCGUUCACUUCCUUCCUGGAAGCCUCUGGAAAGUAUCUGGCCAAUGAGGACCUGUCCAGACGAUUCAGGGAAGCCGGUGUGAAAUUGGACCAGCCGCUGUGGGCCACCUGCGGUUCUGGCGUGACGGCGUGCCUCGUCGUUUUGGCUGCUCACCUGCUCGGGCACCCGGGGGUGUGCGUUUAUGACGGCUCCUGGGCCGAGUGGUUUCAACGAGCAUCUCCUGAAAACGUCAUCUCAGAGGGAGAGGGAAAGAAAAUGUGAGGCAGUCGUCUCUGUAACAGAAGAAAGAAAUUGGUUUGUCCCAAGUGGAUUCAACUCUUGCACAUUUUAAAUGACACAAUGCUGCGUUAUAAAAGUAUAUGAAAUAAUCUAUGCCACCGUUAACAUGUUACUCAAGCAGAGCAAUAUUUGAAUGCUGCAACCGUGCUUAAAGUGUAUAAAGCAAUGUCAUCCAGUGACAUCUAUUAUGCCGUUUGUGUUGCUAGUUCACAAACAAAGUGCACUUAUUGAUUAGAGGAGUGGUCUUUCGCAAAUCCUGCACGAAAGGCAUUCUUUCAUUUUUUUCUCUCCGCAUGAUUCCAUUUAAACUUUGUCAUGCUCAUGACUUGUUCUCAUUAUUCAUUCACCAGAAAAGUAAAUACUCAUUUUUUUUAGGUGCGCGGGCAGUUAGCAGGAACCUGGGUUGAAUACAGAUUGUAGCAGCGUAUAUGUUAUUAAAGACAACUUGAAAUAUCAAAA
This is a messenger RNA of Hippocampus zosterae (dwarf seahorse), 1441 nucleotides long. RefSeq names its product mercaptopyruvate sulfurtransferase (gene mpst). Gene Ontology annotation, molecular function: thiosulfate-cyanide sulfurtransferase activity. Gene Ontology annotation, biological process: transsulfuration. The transcript is spliced from 2 exons. The record is from RefSeq and is a predicted model, not a curated record. NCBI's taxonomy places the organism in Eukaryota, Metazoa, Chordata, Actinopteri, Syngnathiformes, Syngnathidae. Bases 74 to 964 code for a protein of 296 amino acids. Gene Ontology annotation, cellular component: mitochondrion.